Psammomys obesus (fat sand rat) is the source of this 1530-nucleotide messenger RNA. RefSeq names its product tissue factor pathway inhibitor (gene Tfpi). Lineage: Eukaryota; Metazoa; Chordata; Mammalia; Rodentia; Muridae. Gene Ontology annotation, biological process: negative regulation of peptidase activity. Gene Ontology annotation, cellular component: extracellular region. The coding region runs from base 340 to 1236 and encodes 298 amino acids. The transcript is spliced from 9 exons. The record is from RefSeq and is a predicted model, not a curated record. Gene Ontology annotation, molecular function: serine-type endopeptidase inhibitor activity.
ACACGGAUAGAUUCUAUGGACGGAGGAGGGUGCAUGUGGGACCUCUCUGAUAGGGAGGGUUCCGUCCGCCGGGAGACGAGCACCGGGAUUAGCACCUAACCAACACUCAGGAUUUGGGGGGAUUCGGGUGAAGUGUGGCUCCAUACAACAGCAAAAGAUCAUCCACCAGGUUGUCAGACAGCAUCCACUCUGGCCUUCCGGUGACCCUGGAAUGGUGCAGGUUCGGGAGCCUCUUUACGUUCCAGGCCCUGGUUUACAAACAUGCUCAGACCCAGAAUGUCUUCCAUCAUGGCUGAAGACUGAAUGAAAAAAAAGAAAAGGACAUGACUGCUCCCAGAGAUGACUCGUGUAAUGAAGAAAGAACACGCCUUGUGGGCAUCUGUGUGUCUGUUGCUUAGCCUUGUCCCCGAGCUUCUUAAUGCUCUGACCGAAGAGGUUGAUGGACAAGCAAAAGCCACAGAUUCUGAGCUGCCGCCAGGGAAACCGCUGCAAACAUUCUGUGCAAUGAAGGUGGAUGGAGGCCCGUGCAAAGCAAUGAUAAGGAGUUAUUUUUUCAAUCUGUCUAGCCAGCAGUGCGAACAGUUCAUAUACGGAGGGUGCCGAGGAAACCCAAAUCGAUUUGAUACCCUGGAAGAGUGUAAGACAACGUGCAUAAAAGGUUAUAAAGAGAAGAUGGUAAAGACAACAUCCGGAGCAGAAAAGCCAGAUUUCUGCUUCCUGAAAGAGGAUCCUGGAAUCUGCCGAGGCUACUUUACUAAGUAUUUUUAUAACAACGAGUCCCAGCAGUGUGAAAAGUUCGGCUACGGCGGGUGCCUGGGCAACCGCAACCAGUUUGAAACUUUGGAGGAGUGCAAGAAGACCUGUGGGGACGCAUUGAAUGAGUUACAGCGAGGUGAUAUCACAGCUGAUCCCAAUGCUGUAAAUAUCACUUUGAUUUCCCAAUCUACCAAAGUGCUCAGUCGUUGGGACUAUCAUGGCCCUUCAUGGUGUCUUGCUCCAGCAGACGGUGGAUUGUGUCAAGCCAGUGAGAAAAGAUUCUACUACAAUUCAGCCACUGGGAAAUGUCACCAAUUUAAGUACACUGGAUGUGGGGGAAAUAAUAAUAAUUUUGCUACCAGAAGAGACUGUGUUAGAGCGUGUAAAAGAGGUUUCAUCAAAAGAAAAUCAAAAGGAGCAAUUAAAAUCCAAAGAAGAAAGAAGCCUUCAGUGAAAGUAGUAUAUGAAAGCAUUAAUUAGGAUUAAGAUAUAAACACAUUAUAUUUUUACAUUAAUUUCCUAAAUAUUUCCAUAAGGUAUUUUCACUAUAAUUUCUAUUCUUCUACUACAAUAAUUUUAAUGGAUAUAUUAAUAGCCAAUUUUCCAGGCCAUUGUGUCUGCUAUGGAUGAGUUUUCAUUUCAUUUCUUUUCUAACCUAGUCAGUGUACUUUUUUUUUUUUUUAAGGUGUAGUUUUAACUGGCCACUGUGAAUUUCAUCUUGAUCCCUUUCUAAGUAUUUCCACUUAAUUAAAAGUUCUUUUGCUGACCCAUAAA